Molecule: messenger RNA, 654 nt
Organism: Ascochyta rabiei
Lineage: Eukaryota; Fungi; Ascomycota; Dothideomycetes; Pleosporales; Didymellaceae
Product: vesicle coat component
Exons: 2
Coding region: 1-654 (217 amino acids)
Biological process (GO): intracellular protein transport; endoplasmic reticulum to Golgi vesicle-mediated transport; Golgi organization
Cellular component (GO): endoplasmic reticulum-Golgi intermediate compartment; Golgi apparatus; COPII-coated ER to Golgi transport vesicle
Source: RefSeq, a predicted model, not a curated record
AUGGAUAGGAUAAUGCGCGCCAUCGCCGUUCUCCUUGCGGUCAUUGCGCCCCUCACCGCGGCCCUCAAAUUCGAUCUCCACCCCGUUUCCGCGCACGACGCCGCAAAGUACGAGCGAUGCGUCCGCAACUUUGUCGCAAAAGAACAGCUCGUAGUUGUCACAGCAAUCCUGGACGGAUACAGGGGUGAUGGCCAGAAGGUCGACAUGCACAUCCGCGAUGCAAUGGGCAACGACUACCAUCGCCCCAAGGAUGUUGUCGGCGAGAACCGCUACGCCUUCACCUCGCACGCCGACUCGGCCUUCGACGUUUGUUUCGAGAACGUGCUCACCGGCGCACAAAAGAGCACCGGCCCGCGCCACGUGGAGUUGGACAUCGAUAUUGGCGCCGACGCAAAGGACUGGAGCGCCAUCCAGGCUGGAGAGAAGCUGAAGCCCGUGGAGCUGGAGCUCAGGCGUAUUGAAGAGGUUGUCGGCGAGAUCGUCACGGAGAUGGACUACCUGAGGGUACGCGAACAGAAGCUGAGAGAUACAAACGAAAGUACGAACGAGCGCGUCAAGUGGUUUGCGUUCGGCACGAUGGGCAUGUUGGUCGGCCUAGGCGCCUGGCAGGUUGUCUACCUCAGGGCCUACUUCAGGAGCAAGCACCUCAUCUAG